Molecule: messenger RNA, 1716 nt
Organism: Schizophyllum commune H4-8
Lineage: Eukaryota; Fungi; Basidiomycota; Agaricomycetes; Agaricales; Schizophyllaceae
Exons: 2
Coding region: 1-1716 (571 amino acids)
Source: RefSeq, a predicted model, not a curated record
AUGAUCGGCAACUGCCGACACAAUCACGUUGCCUGCACGCGUCGCAACACGUCGCCCCCAUCCUUGUUGCAAACCCCCCACUCGUUCACAUCCGAUCCUAUCCUGGGCUUCUCAAAAGGAGUCACGAACUAUCCUGGUGGCUCGGUCAACCACACUCUGCGCGAAGUGCAGCGACGCCUUCAGCAGCAAAGUCGCCUCCUCAAAUUGAUCCGAAUCUCACUCUUGCCUCACAUUUAUUUGCCCGCGAUCGAGAUCUCCGCUCUCACCACCAACCUCUUCGAAGUGCAGAACGACCUUGAGGCCUGCGUCCGUGCCAUAGAUCGGCUAGAGGCGACGCUCGCCGAUCUGCGCCAGCAUAGAAGUUUGCUUGAGACGACUGAGACGCAUGUAAAAUCCAUAUGUGCACCUAUACGCAAGCUGCCGCCAGACAUCCUGGGCGAAAUCGCUGCAUACGCGCUUCCGCCACGUUGGUUCGACGACCCGAGCGGCAAGCAUGUCUGGACGGUCAUGCAGGUGUUCCAUGAUUGGAGAGCCGCUGCUCUAGCUCUCACAUGGCCUUGGACGGUUAUCCACCUGCCGCGCCUGCGUAUGGAUCCCUGGAACACUGGCAUCUCUGCCCGUGACGUUCCGACGGACAUAUUGUCGACGUAUCUGCAACGCUCUAAGCAGGCUCCCGUAGUUAUAAAGAAGCUCGAUACCGGGAACAUACAUGAAGAAGAUGGCCGUAAUAUUCUUCUGCGUCAUGCGUACCACGUUCGUGCAUUGGAAGCCCUGCAAGAUCACGGCCGGGAGGACCUUGUACCUUGCCAUCUUCCCUUGUUGCAAGAACUCAUCUUCCGCGGACCCAGUACCGGUCGGGAAUUGGAUGCUCCUCACUUGCGUGUACUUGAUACAGUCGGCGCGGCUCCCUUCUUGCACAUUUCCUGGGGGCAUAUGCGCGCGGUCAAAAUACAGGUCCCGGAGAUCGACGAUGCUAGCAUCCUUGCUUUGUCGCAGUGCACGAACGUCGAGAUCCUCAGCUUCUCGACUGGGGUCAGAUCGUAUCAACCCAGGCUACAGAUACCCCAUUCCUUCUCCUUUCCGACACUACAUACUCUGGAGAUCGGCGGCGCCGCUAUCAAACUAUGCCCUCUGAUCGUCGCGCCCUCCCUGCGACACUUCACCCUGAAUCUGGCGUACGACGAUGAACUCUGGGAACCCGGAAUGUCCCUCUACGACGUUAGUCUGCUCAAUGACCUUAUCCGGGGCUGCGACACGAUCGCAUUGCGCAACAUGCACACCCACUCGGCAGUUCACAUCCGAGAUGUGUUUUUAAUCCCACAGAAGCUGCGCAAGGUGUCGUUCAUCCAGGAGAGCGGUGGUGGCUCCUUGAGCAUGCCGUACUGCAUGAACUCGAAGUUCGUACAGGCUCUUGCGUGCUCCCACUCCGAUUCGACGCUCGUCGAUCUUGAGGAAGUAGAGAUUAUUAACGGGGCGUACCUGGCUCGAUGGACGGACCAAGACAUCGACCUCGUGUGCGACCUGUUCCGUACUCGCGCAAUAUCGUCCUCGACAAGUGGCUGUCCUGGCCUGAAGCGAGUGCAUAUACGGGUGCUGUACGAUGUAGCGGUGGAGCAGCUGCUGAAGAAGAUCGGUCCUGAAGCUGAAAGCAUCCUCGAUGUCGAGCAGGGCGACCCUGUUGCACCGUUCCAAGUUGCCGAAUUACUUCGUACUUGA